Vitis riparia (riverbank grape) is the source of this 453-nucleotide messenger RNA. Its product is annotated as ATP-dependent Clp protease proteolytic subunit-related protein 3, chloroplastic-like. The coding region runs from base 44 to 436 and encodes 130 amino acids. The transcript is spliced from 2 exons. The record is from RefSeq and is a predicted model, not a curated record. NCBI's taxonomy places the organism in Eukaryota, Viridiplantae, Streptophyta, Magnoliopsida, Vitales, Vitaceae.
CUGAACAAGUUUCUGAACCAUUCUCACACGAGCUUCCACAGCCAUGGCCGCUUCUCUUCAGCUACCCAUGGCUUCUUCCAUUCCGUCUUCGUCUUCGCCAUCCGCAACGCGCCCAAUCUUCAAGACCCACUGCUCCAUGAAGCCCACAUGCUCCGCCAAAAUCCCAAUGCCUCCUAUCAACCCUAAGGACCCCUUUCUCUCCAAGCUCGCUUCGGUGGCUGCGACUUCCCCCGAGAGGCUUCUUCAGCGCCCUUCGGGUUCCGAUUCUCUUCCCUUUCUUGACCUCUUCGACUCUCCCAAGCUCAUGGCCACGCCCGCCCAGGUGGAAAGAUCUGUCUCGUACAAUGAGCACAGGCCAAGGAGGCCUCCACCGGACUUGCCUUCCCUGCUUCUCCAUGGGAGAAUAGUUUACAUUGGCAUGCCAGUAAGUAGUUAAACACAAUAUUUCUCUCU